Molecule: messenger RNA, 723 nt
Organism: Pyrenophora tritici-repentis Pt-1C-BFP
Lineage: Eukaryota; Fungi; Ascomycota; Dothideomycetes; Pleosporales; Pleosporaceae
Source: RefSeq, a predicted model, not a curated record
AUGCCGAGGACUGCAUCCGAGGCUUCCACUAUCUCGGAUAAGAAGUCAGCUUCGCUCGGGUAUGAAUCCUUCUACUCCAAGCUCAAGAAGUUUGCCGACGAGGCCAACACCAACCUCUACGUGUCCAACAUCCCCAAGAACAUGAAUGAGCAUGAACUUGCCGGUAUCUUCGCACCCCACAAGGUCUGCUCCAGCAGGAUCCUUCGCGACCCCUCUGGUACUGGCCGUGGUGUUGGCUUCGCUCGCUUCGAGACUCGCGACAUCUGCGAUGAGGUCAUCAAAGAGUUCAACAACACCCCGGUUUCCAAGACAGGUGGUGAGGAGCAUCUCAUCCAGAUUCGCUUCUCGGAUACCCAUGAGCAGAAGAUGCUGAAGCAGCAGACUGCAGCUGGUCGUGUCUUCCGUGCUGCGGAGUACGAGGUUGGUGUUGCUCAGGCUAGGGCGCUGGGCACGCCUGAUCGCUACCUCUCCGUGUCGCCCAUUCCCGCUGGCCACGCCAAUGAGUUCGAAUUGUUCAUGCGCGGCCAGCGUCAGCCCUGGUCGCCCCCAGUGCCAUCCACUCUCGGCCCUGCCCGUUCAUACUACGUGCCCCAGGGUGGCCCCAUCAAGAGCGACGAUGGCACUUCGGAGAAUGGUGUCGGCAUCAAGACCAACCCCGCCACUCCGGUCAAGACCGAUGACAAGUCUUCCUCACCAAGCCGCCUCUCCGCCCGCAACGAUUAG